CUCCACCUGUCUGCAGGUAUCAGCGCUCAGAAAGUGCGAGUGGACGAGGAGCUGGAGGCGUAUCCCACGGAGUCGGUUGAUCUGCGUUGCCAAUUCAUCGACGGAGCGGGACGGACCAAGCUCACGCAGGUGUCCUGGAUAUGGGAACCCUCCGAGGGCCAGAGGGACAACAUUGCUGUCUUCCACCCAAGCUACGGACAGAGUUUCCCCAACUUGGCUUUCAAAGACCGCGUUCUGUUCCUGAACAACAGCCUGGAGAACCCGUCCAUCAGGAUCUCUCACCUGAAGAUGUCCGAUGCCGGUCGGUACACCUGCGAGUACGCCACCUAUCCCUCUGGAAACGAACAAGGGACCACCACCCUCGUCAUGCUCGCUGAGCAGACGUGGAGAGCCAAACAGAUGUUUCUCCCCCAACAAUGUCUGGAAAUAUUCCGCAGCAGCGCGUCGGUCUGGGAGAAGAUGUUUACAAACCUGGGCAGCUGGUGAGACAUGAAUCCCAAAGAUCCAGAAGCUUCUCAUUGA
Paralichthys olivaceus (Japanese flounder) is the source of this 522-nucleotide messenger RNA. The record is from RefSeq and is a predicted model, not a curated record. NCBI's taxonomy places the organism in Eukaryota, Metazoa, Chordata, Actinopteri, Pleuronectiformes, Paralichthyidae.